Messenger RNA from Drosophila innubila, 3124 nucleotides. RefSeq names its product SNF-related serine/threonine-protein kinase (gene Snrk). Lineage: Eukaryota; Metazoa; Arthropoda; Insecta; Diptera; Drosophilidae. Gene Ontology annotation, cellular component: cytoplasm. The record is from RefSeq and is a predicted model, not a curated record. Gene Ontology annotation, molecular function: tau-protein kinase activity; ATP binding; protein serine/threonine kinase activity. Gene Ontology annotation, biological process: intracellular signal transduction; protein phosphorylation; microtubule cytoskeleton organization. The transcript is spliced from 9 exons. The coding region runs from base 236 to 2737 and encodes 833 amino acids.
AUACACAAAAGGUUUAAAAUAAGUAAUUUUCGUGAGUGAUAAACAGCAAAGUGUGAGAAGCGACAUAUUGGAUUGGCAACUUAAACGCAAAGUUUCCUUAUUACAAGCCGUAAAAUGGAGCCCAUAUUAUAGUUUUGCGUGCGUCGGUCGGCUGCUGGAAAACGUGGUUUCAGUUCAACUUGGAGAAUUGCACACACAACGCGCGGGUCAAUAAGUGGCAAAGAUAAGCAGGAUCAUGACCUUGGAAACGCAACCGGUUGGCGGAGGGUUGUGCGAUGGCAAGAUUGCUGGAUUAUAUGAUCUGGAGGAGACUCUAGGCUCGGGUCAUUUUGCUGUUGUCAAGUUGGCCCGUCAUGUGUUUACGGGUGCCAAAGUGGCAGUGAAAGUUGUUGAUAAAACAAAACUGGAUGAGGUCUCCAAAGCGCAUUUGUUUCAGGAAGUUCGCUGUAUGAAGCUGGUGCAACAUCCAAAUGUGGUUAGACUCUAUGAGGUCAUUGACACACAGACUAAAUUAUAUCUGGUGCUGGAACUGGGCGAUGGCGGCGAUCUCUAUGAUUAUAUAAUGAAACACGAUGCCGGACUAAGUGAGGAGUUGGCCCGUAAGUAUUUCCGGCAAAUACUUCGUGCGAUCACGUACUGUCAUCAGCUGCACGUAGUGCACAGGGACUUGAAACCGGAGAAUGUCGUAUUCUUUGAAAAAUUGGGUCUUGUCAAGCUUACGGACUUUGGAUUUAGCAACAAAUUCUCGCCCGGUCAAAAACUGGAGACAUUUUGCGGUAGCCUUGCAUAUUCGGCCCCGGAAAUUUUAUUGGGUGACUCGUACGAUGCGCCCGCCGUAGAUAUUUGGUCGCUUGGCGUUAUACUGUAUAUGCUGGUCUGUGGCCAGGCGCCUUUUGAGAAGGCCAAUGACUCGGAGACGCUAACCAUGAUUAUGGAUUGCAAAUACACAGUACCAUCGCACGUGACACAGGAAUGUCGCUGUUUAAUUGCCACCAUGCUGGUGCGGGAUCCAAAGAAGCGUGCCACAGUCGAGGAAAUCGCAUCAUCCUCAUGGCUAAAGCAAAUCGAUGAGCCGGAUUCGGUGGAGCACUCAGUACCUCUGGUGAGUCGUGAGCAGCUGAGUGAGGAGGAUCAUGCCUUUAUAAUACAGAAAAUGAUAAACGGAAACAUUGCGUCCAAGGAAGAGAUACUGCAAGCUCUGGAUAAAAAUAAGUACAAUCACAUAACGGCCACAUAUUUUUUGCUAGCAGAGAUUCGUUUGCGCAGGCGACGCGAGGAGGAGCAGAAACUGAAGUUUAAUGAGGCUGGCUUAAAAAUGGGAGACUUAAAUCGCCGGGUCCCAGCAGACAAACCGAGUCCAACAGAAAAUCCCAAAGUAGUUGUGCCUAUCAGCAUUAAUGUAACACCAGCGGCACAAUUUGGAAAUGACAAUGCCAAGCCGGAUAAGCGUACCCGCAAAUGCAGCAUUGUGCGGGAGGAGGAGGAAGAGGAGUCUGCCAAUGAGAGCUGUGACGUAGGAAAUGAACUAAAAGUGGCCUCAACCCGACGUGAGUCAAUUUCCGAUGGACGCCUAAAUCGCUCCGUGCAAGAGCGCUCCUGCUCGUCAGCACCAGCGCCGGCUGCCGAGGUGCCAAGUAAUACACGCACAAAGAUUGUUCACUCCACGGACAUGUCGCUCUCCCAGAAGCUCAAGCAAAUGGAGAAGUGUGCCAGGGUGGAUGAAGACACUAUAAGCGGCUUGAAGGAACUCGAAAUUGGCAAGCUGAAGCCGUUGCCCAGCAGCAGCAAGAAUCCUGUACUGACGCACCGUCGUACAAAGCUAAAUAAGAUACGCACACCAUCGUGCAGCAGCUCCGAGGCAUCCGACGAUGAUACAAAGACACGAAACAAGAAGAAAAUCAAUAAGUUUGUUGGUGACACGCCCAUUAGAUUUCGUAUGCAUCGGCGAGACUCGCAUGACGACUCCAGCGACUCGCAGGAUCAAUUGUAUCCACCGCCAGGAUCGAAUAGCAGUGGAGCUACUUUUAUUUCGAACAGUAAUUCUGGUGUAAGCGGAAAAAAGGAAGAGCAGGGACAAUGUAAAGAGCCAAAUAAAACUGAGGAAACACGCAAAUCUCACACACAAAAGAGCAGGAAACAGAAUAAAGAUCAUGUUGAUAAGCAUUCCCAUGCGGAAAAACAGCAAUUGGUGUUAGUGGAAAGUACAACAACUCGUCGGAGGCGCAUUCGUGAAAGUCAAUCCCUGGAUCGCAUCACAGAGGCUCAAGAAUUCGAGAUGCGUCAUCGUAGCUAUAUAAAUGAUGCGUCAAUGCAACAACAUAUCGAGCAAAGAAAUUCAUUGUUCAACUUAAACACAUUCUCCGUUGCCGAAACUAAAGAAGAAUAUGACGAUGAGUCGGAAAUUAAUCCAGAUACAGAUACCACGGACCAAAUUAUGAACACAUUGAAUGCAGCCAAAGCAACGCUUCAGCAAAAGCAAUAUUUUAUUGACACCAACUAUAGUAAGAACUAUAACAAUAGUAGCAACAACAACAACUACAAUAAUAACAACAACAAAAAGAAAUCCAACGAAACACCAAAAGAUAUUUAUAAUCUAAAUUCAAUCGAAGAAAUCGAUUUGAUUUUGGAAGAUAAAAGCCUUACCAAAGCAAUACAUAUUACCGGCUCUAAAUGCUUUGUCACUAUGAAGAAAAUUCGAAGGCUCGGAAAAUACUUUCCGGUAAUGAACUUUUCUUAAUAGUUACGAUUAAAAUAGCUGCAAAGUGCAUUCUAAAUCUUAAAUCGUAGAAAAUAUGUAGAAAAUAUGCAUGUAUGUAUUAUGUAUAACAAAAUUAAGAAAAGUUAUAAAACAAAUACAUUAUGCGACAAUUUAAUAUUAGUUGUAGCGUAAUUUAAUUUAUUAUGCAAUUCUUAAAUUAGCAAUAAAAAAAAGGCACAUUUUUUGACUAUAAUGCUAAAACUCGUUUAAUGAUGAGAAAUAACGUUGCCUAAUCUGAAAACACCAUUCGCACAAUAGAUUUCGUGCAUUCCCCAAAAUAAAUGUUUGUAUUCUAUGGCGAUAUGUGUAAGUACCAUGUACAAUCCAAGUCAAAUCAAAUUAAUAAAAUAUAAACCCAAAAAGUAA